GGGCCAGGCCGAGGGGCUGGGACACGGGGACCUGCUGCGUCUUGCAAGGGGUUGGGAUGUGGGGACCCCUCGAUCUCGCAUGGGGCUGGGACACAGAGACCCCCUGCACCUUGCAUGGGGUUGAGAUGUGGGGGCUCCCUGCACCUAGCAUGGGAUGAGGACAUGGGGACCCCUAAAUCUCACAUGGGGCUGGGACACAGAGACCCCCUGCACCUUGCAUGGGGUUGAGAUGUGGGGGCUUCUUGCACCUAGCAUGGGACCAGGACAUGCAGACCCCUAAAUCUCACAUGGGGCUGGGACACAGAGACCCCCUGCACCUUGCAUGGGGCUGAGAUGUGGGGACUCCCUGCACCUAGCAUGGGACCGGGACAUGGGGACCCCUAAAUCUCACAUGGGGCUGGGACACAGAGACCCCCUGCACCUUGCAUGGGGCUGAGAUGUGGGGGCUCCCUGCACCUAGCAUGGGACCGGGACAUGGGGACCCCUAAAUCUCACAUGGGGCUGGGACACAGAGACCCCCUGCACCUUGCAUGGGGCUGAGAUGUGGGGGCUCCCUGCACCUAGCAUGGGACCGGGACAUGGGGACCCCUAAAUCUCACAUGGGGCUGGGACACAGAGACCCCCUGCACCUUGCAUGGGGCUGAGAUGUGGGGGCUCCCUGCACCUAGCAUGGGACCGGGACAUGGGGACCCCUAAAUCUCACAUGGGGCUGGGACACAGAGACCCCCUGCACCUUGCAUGGGGCUGAGAUGUGGGGACUCCCUGCACCUAGCAUGGGACCGGGACAUGGGGACCCCUAAAUCUCACAUGGGGCUGGGACACAGAGACCCCCUGCACCUUGCAUGGGGCUGAGAUGUGGGGGCUCCCUGCACCUAGCAUGGGACCGGGACAUGGGGACCCCUAAAUCUCAGAAGGGACCAGGACAUGGGGACUCCCUGCACCUUGCAUGGGGCCGAGAUGUGGGGACCCCUUGAUCUUGCAUGGGACCAGGAUGUGGGGACCCCCUGCACCUUGCACGGAGCGGGGGUAAAGACGUGGGGGCUCCCUGCACCUCGCGGGGGGCCGGGACGCGGGAUCCCCCGCACCUUGCGGCGAGCAGGGGCCGCCCGCAGCCUUGGCAGGAUUCGCCCCGGCGGCGGUGCUGGCUGCCGCCGCCGGAGCCCAUCGCCCCGCGUCGAGCCGCCGCCGCCGGCCAUGAAGAAGAAGGUGCAGCAGCAACCGCCGCCGCGCGCCCGGGCGGUCGCCAAAGCGGCGGAGUACGUGGGCUCCUUCGCCGCCGACGAGCUGGACGUGCAGCGGGAAGCGGGGCGCCUCGAGCAGCAGCUGCGGGAGCUCAGGGACUGUCCCCGGAGGAGAGCCGUCGUGCUGAGGUUCAGCCUGCAGGGCCUCAAGAUCUACAGCGGCGACGGCGAGACGCUGCUCAUGGCGCACGCCCUCCGGCGCAUCCUCUACAGCACGUGGCGCCCCGCCGACUGCCAGUUCGCCUUCGUGGCCCGCAACCCCCGCAGCCCGGCCACCAAGCUCUUCUGCCACCUCUUCGUGGGCCGCCAGCCGGGCGAGGUGCAAACGCUCCAUCUCCUGCUGUGCCGCUGCUUCCAGCUGAGCUACCUGCUGGCGCACCCCGAGGCGCAGGCUGGCGGCGAGGAGCCGCGGCCAGCCCCGGGCGCUGGGGUGCUGCGGGCGCCGCUGCACCCGGACGAGGCGUCGCCCACCGUCAAGGCGCUCGUCUCCUUCCGCCGCCUGCUCGCCCCCUCCGGCCUCGCCUCCCGGGAGAGGCGGCCGGAGGCGGAGGGCAGGGACGGCGCCCGCCCUGGCAACCCCUACUGCUCGCCCGUGCUGGUGCGCAAGAAGGCCAUCCGCAGCAAGGUGCUGCGCUCGGGCGCCUACCGCGACUGCGCCGCCGAGGGCCAGCCGCCCCGCGACGCCUGCGAGGGCAAAGGCGCCCGCGGCGGCCUGGCCUUCCUGCCCGAGAGCGAGAGCGGCCUCCCCGAGAGCGUCUGGGCCUUCGCUGGCAUCGCCAGGGACGGCGGCAUCGCCCUGCUGCGGAGGGACGUGCCCGGCGCCUUCCUGCUGCGCGCCGAGCCCGGCCUGGCCGACCGCUGGUGCCUCUGGGUGCGGGUGCCCUGCGGCGUCAUCCCCUACUACGUCUUCAAAACCCACCAGGGAAGGUACUGCGUGGAGCACUCCACCGCCGAGUUCGCCAGCGUGGCGGCGCUGCUGGCGCACUACACCGCCGCGCCGGGGGGCUGCUUCUGCCGCCUGGCCCCCGGGCGCCGCAACCACGGCUACGAGGAGCGGGACGCGGCGGUCUAG
Rhea pennata is the source of this 2313-nucleotide messenger RNA. RefSeq names its product SH2 domain containing 5 (gene SH2D5). The transcript is spliced from 9 exons. NCBI's taxonomy places the organism in Eukaryota, Metazoa, Chordata, Aves, Rheiformes, Rheidae. The record is from RefSeq and is a predicted model, not a curated record. Gene Ontology annotation, cellular component: postsynaptic density. The coding region runs from base 925 to 2313 and encodes 462 amino acids.